AUGGCGGUCUUGCCCAUCAUCAACCAGGACACGUCCCAGCUAUGGCGGCGCCUCAACGACAAGAUCGAGGAGCCCAAGAGCCAGCGCAGGCUCAUCCUCUUCAUCGUCUGCGUGGCCCUUCUGCUCGACAACAUGCUCUACAUGGUCAUCGUGCCCAUCAUCCCGCAAUACCUGCGGAGCAUCGGCUCCUGGUACACCCACACCGAGGGCGGCAACAUGUCUGCCUUCGUGGUGAACGCCACCGGUGAAGAGGCGGCCGUUGGUGUGCUGUUCGCCUCCAAAGCCAUCGUCCAGCUGUUUAUCAACCCGUUCUCGGGAGCCCUGAUCGACCGAAUCGGAUACGACAUCCCGAUGAUGGUUGGUCUUACCAUCAUGUUUUUGUCAACGGCCAUCUUCGCUUGUGGUACAAGCUACGGUGUACUGUUCUUCGCGCGGAGUCUACAAGGGGUCGGGUCGGCGUUCGCCGACACAGCAGGGCUCGCAAUGAUCGCCGAUCGCUUCACGGAAGAGUCCGAGCGGAGCAAAGCACUGGGAAUAGCGCUGGCCUUUAUCUCCUUCGGUUGCCUGGUGGCCCCACCAUUCGGCGGGCUCCUCUACGAGUUUGCCGGGAAGGAAGUGCCCUUCAUCAUUCUGUCUCUCGUGUCCCUCCUCGACGGCUUCCUCCUUCUGUUUGUGAUGCAGCCUGUCAAGCAGCAAAUGCGCGCCAUGGGCAUGGAACGCCCCAAGGGCACGCCCAUAUGGCGCCUCUUCAUCGAUCCUUACAUCGCCUGCGCCGCCGGAGCGCUGAUGAUGUCCAACGUGUCGCUCGCCUUUCUGGAACCCACCAUCUCUAUAUGGAUGAAAGAUAACAUGCACGUGGAUGACUGGCAGAUCGGCCUCAUCUGGCUUCCGGCCUUCUUCCCCCACGUUGCUGGAGUCUACCUCACGGUUCGGCUGGCUCGCCAGUACCCGCAGUAUCAGUGGGCCAUGGCCUGCUUCGGGCUGGCCCUCGAAGGCCUCAGCAGUUUCAUUGUUCCUUUUGCACGCUCUUACUGGGUCCUCAUUCUUCCACUAUCGGGAAUCUGCUUUGGCAUCGCUCAGGUGGACACGUCACUUCUACCCACGCUCGGAUACCUCGUGGACGUGCGCUACGUGUCCGUGUACGGCUCCAUCUACGCCAUCGCCGACAUCUCUUACUCGCUCGCCUAUGCCAUCGGUCCCAUCAUAGCCGGUGGCAUCGUUGAGAGCAUCGGAUUUACAGCACUCAACAUUUUCAUCGCUCUAUCCAACCUCCUCUACUGUCCGUUGCUCAUGUCACUGCGACGCAUCUACGAUUACAAGCCGUUCGAGAGCGAAGCCAACAUAUUAAUGCAGGACCCGCCGGCCAAGGAGUACCAGACGUACCAGCUCCAGGACGGCACCGCGAUGCCUCUUCCGGUCAAUAACCACGUGCAGCAGACGUCCUUCAUGGAGGGCACGACGCCCGUGCAGACACAACAAGGCGUGGUCAAACCAAACAACCAAGCGCAGCAACAGAGGCCUCCCCAUAAGCGACCUGCAGCUAAGAAGCACGUUCGUGUGAGGGGUUACAGGUCUUCUGACAUGGAGAUGAUGAUCACCAGUUCCGAAGAGGACGAGGGGGAUCUUCAGUGA
This is a messenger RNA of Ixodes scapularis (black-legged tick), 1632 nucleotides long. It is a transcript of the gene VAChT, whose product is annotated as vesicular acetylcholine transporter. Gene Ontology annotation, cellular component: AP-2 adaptor complex; terminal bouton; membrane. Gene Ontology annotation, molecular function: acetylcholine transmembrane transporter activity; xenobiotic transmembrane transporter activity. The coding region runs from base 1 to 1632 and encodes 543 amino acids. Gene Ontology annotation, biological process: chemical synaptic transmission; xenobiotic transport; transmembrane transport. The record is from RefSeq and is a predicted model, not a curated record. The transcript has 2 exons. Lineage: Eukaryota; Metazoa; Arthropoda; Arachnida; Ixodida; Ixodidae.